Aspergillus pseudonomiae is the source of this 4647-nucleotide messenger RNA. RefSeq names its product putative nuclear migration protein (ApsA). The transcript is spliced from 3 exons. The record is from RefSeq and is a predicted model, not a curated record. Gene Ontology annotation, cellular component: cell cortex; mitochondrion. The coding region runs from base 1 to 4647 and encodes 1548 amino acids. Lineage: Eukaryota; Fungi; Ascomycota; Eurotiomycetes; Eurotiales; Aspergillaceae. Gene Ontology annotation, molecular function: phospholipid binding; tubulin binding. Gene Ontology annotation, biological process: establishment of mitochondrion localization; maintenance of protein location in cell cortex; microtubule cytoskeleton organization.
AUGGAUGAUCCUUUUGUUUCCCCCACCGAGGUGGUGGUUCCCCGCGAAUCGCAUAGGUAUUCAUCUUUCGAUACGCAAUUGUUCAGCCUGGAUGCAUCUUCGCCAGCACAAGUGAAACGGGCCCUUGAGGCCCAUUUGGCGGAGACAGAGCGCAGACUGGAGGAGGCAUCCAAGUUAGGUACAGCGCUCAUUGAACAGCAGAAGGAGCUCGAGGACAAGUUGAAAGAAGUCGAGCAACACCAAGAAGCGAGCCAGAUCGGACCGGACCUGCAGCGGAAACUCGUGGACCUGGAGAGAGAAUACAGGGAAAUUGGACGAGAGACAGCGCGGGCAUUCCUUGCGCCAAAACGUCUCGCGGGUGGUGAUGAUGGUCAUCUGGGGACCCCCUCACUUGACCAGAAGUCACCACUUAACCCCGCCUUGUUUGCUGGCCAAGCCACCAACUCUCCCAGCAAGGUGAGCGUGCCAUCGCGAAAACAGCGCAACCAACCAUCGAGCCGUGUCCAUGAUAUCGAGUUUGCGACCGAGAUCUCCACCUCCCUUCUAGCCCAGGUUCGUCAGUUGCAGGCACUGCUUGCGGAGCGCGAGGAGGCCCUGAGAACUGUGAACUUGGAGAAGUCAAGGCUUGAAAUCGAGGCAGAGGGGUAUACGCAGCGGAUCCGGGCAUUAGACGAGAGCGAAGAACGUUACAAGGACGAAAACUGGGCGUUGGAGACUCAGACCCGUGAGCUCAUGUCUGCGGUGAAAGAUGCUGCCGAUCGCGAAAGUAGACUCAACAGCAGCCUGGGUGCCGUUACAACGGAAAAGAGCACCCUGGAGCGAGAGUUGGAGGAUCUGAAACAAACCAAUACGAAAUUGAUUGAGGACCAGACGGCGGCACAAAAAGCAAACGACGCUGAGAUCCAUCUCCUGCGCAGGAACUUGACUUCAGGCGAUGCGGAAAGGCUUGCAUUGCAGAAGAAGGUUGAAGAGUUGAACUCCCAGAACGAAGAGCUUGCUAGAGCAGUCGCUAUGCGGCUUCGACAACAAGAAGCGGAGACCGUGCGGGAAGUUCACCGGGAUGAUGACUCUGAUGAGGAUGGUAGAGGGACACCGGAAAAUUCACCGCCGCCAUCGCCCAAUAAGUUCACUCCACGACACAACCAACUGGAGACAGAAACAUUACGGAGUUCCUUGGGCCAUGCUCACCGUAUGAUCCAGAAUCUGAAGAGCACCAUUCACCGCGAGAAAACCGAAAAGAUUGAGCUCAAGCGCAUGUUGCAAGAAGCGCGCGACGAGAUUGAACAGAAACGUCGCGAAGCUGUUGCCCCUGCUGGGCCAUCCAACAAGCGUCAGAAGACCAAGCCCGAUAACACCCGCAAGGCUGCAAGACCAAACCUUCUCGGUGCUGGAAGGAGAGGAAUGACAGAGAUCGAGGAGGUUCAUGAAACAGAUUGGGAAGACCAUGCCACUGACACAAGUCCAUCGCACAAGGCAGCUCUGAGAUCUUAUCGUAGCCGCCCCGAACUGCAGUCUCUAGACGAGCCCAGUGAUGCCUAUCAUACUGCUACUGAAGCAGACGAUGCUUUUGAGACCGCCAACGAGCGGGAGGCGGCCACAGAAAGCGAAGCCUUCCAGACGGGCGUCGAGAGCAUGGCUGAUGACAGUACGGAUACUGAUGAGCUAACUGAAACAGAGGACCGUAUUCAGUUAACACCUCGUGCUCGUGUCUCAUCCCUAACCAUGGCAAAAGCUCGUGACCGGAAAUCCUACCAGAGCACUGCCUCCACUUCAGGGGAAGAAGAUGAGGACUCCGAUGGCAUGUUCCCUUCGCCAAGUCGAACUUCGACUCCUCGGCACCGUCUCAGGAACAAGAGGAGUGUGAUGAGGAGGAUUCGACCUUCUGGAGAGGCUCCAAUGGCCUCCGGUAGUCGACCAUCUAGUUCACGCGAGUCCCCGGCAACCAGCUUCACACAGACACCAGGGGAUUCCGAAGGCCAGAGCCUGUUUGCAGAACUCGCAGAACUUGACGGUGAGGAGGAUGAGGAGGAGUUCGGCCCACCGAUUGAACACGAUGCCGAUUGCACCCCACGUAUCCUUUCGAUGCCUGAUUCGAGAAGAUCAUCCCAGGCCACAUUGAACACCAGACCCAAGCCUGCCAUGGUUGACUCCGGUGUCAUGACUGAUCCUUGGGAACCAAGCAUCCCAGCAGUCGUGAACGACGAGAAUGUCUCGAAUGUGCUUGCAACACCUAAGAAGUCGACGCCGGAUGCCGAUAUUGCUGCUGGCAUGAGGGAGCAACCAGAGUUGGUGCAUGCUGGAACACAAUGGGCCUCCCCUGAGACGUCUUCUGAAGUGAAUGGCGAUCAUCUGUCGAGUGUGCCAGCCACUUCGAAGUUGAUUUCGGAUGCAGACGCGGAGCGGGAGCUCAAUGUUCCCGCAGCUAUACUGCCACAACUCGAAGUUUCUCCUAUCUCUACUCAGGACACCGUUCCUGUAGCGCCUAAGCUCCCUGAGUUGAGUAUGUCAUACGUUGUGGGAGGCUCAACCGAGCCGAUCGCUGCACCCAUUUCCGAACCCGCAGAGAUGACUCUAUCAGCCAUCUCCUUGCAGUAUACAGAACCCGUUUCUGCCAAGCUACCUGAGCCAGAGCCGAAGUACGUACCGGAAGUGGUUGUCUCCUCAAUCUUCUCUGAGGAAACUCAGUCUGUUCCGGCAACGCUUCCUGAGCCCGUGCCUGAGCCUUCAGUCUCCGUGGCAGAGCAGGCAACGAGCACAGACAUUCCACAGCUGGCAUACUCCGCAAUAUUCUCUGAGCAUACCGAGCCUGUUCUGGCGACACUUCCCGAACCCGUUCCAAUACCUGUGCUUGAGCCUGAAGCUCCGGUUUCUGUCACUGAGCGUGCCAUGAGCACUGAGGUUCCGGACCUGGCAGUCUCGACAAUCUUCUCUGAGCAGACUUUGCCUGUAUUGGCGACUCUUCCAGAGCCGGUGCCCGAGCCUUCGGUUUCAGUCGCGGAGCGUGCUAUGAACACUGAAAUCCCUGACCUAGCGGUUUCAACAAUCUUCUCACAGCACACAGAACCUAUUACGGCGAUGCUACCAGAACCAGUUCCAGAGCCGGAGGUGCCAGAUUUGACAGUAACCUUUAUACCACCCGAAUCUACCGAGCCUACUGCACCCAAGGAGCGCGACGUUCCCGUCCCUGCGUCUCCGCAAUUGUCAGUUUCCACGAUCCGCUCCGUCGAAACACUCCCUGUCAAGGUCGCUCCAACUGCGGCUAUCAUUCCCGCAGUCCUGCCAUCAGACGAGAACGCACCGCCCUUGCAAACGAGAGGUGUUAUGGUCGACAAGUCCACUUCAGAGCAUUUGCCAAUUGUGGUUGUCGAAGAUGCAGCGAAUGAUAGCCCUGAUUAUGGCACAGCUCGCCAGAAGAUGGAUGCCCCCUCGCCUCUGAGCGCUAUCUCCGGCAAUGCUGUCCCACGCCAUGCAAGACGGCGAUCAUCAAACCAGGCAGAUCAAGGCGCUCAGACGAUACUGUCUUCUAAGCAAAUCGACCAGAUUCUCAUGGACCGUGUUACGGCCCGGCCUUUAUCUCCCCCCGACAGUGACAAAGCUAAGGAGCAAGGCAAUUCACCCGCUGCCACGCCAAGGGCGCGAUCCCAUCCCCAGCAUCAGUCAUCCGCCGCAUCUCUCAACUGGCGUCCAGGCAGCGCAGCCAGCCAGGCUUCUACUGCCCACAGCCAUCCCCCGUUGCCUACUGAAAAUAAAGAGGCUGUUAUGGCUGCCGAGAAGAAAUCGCUUGAUCAACAACCGGCCACACCGGGUCUCAUGGCGCCCCCUCUUGCUCCAGCUUCCGCUUUCCGUGCUCCACGCCCGCGCACUCCAAAUGAUCCAGCCGCUCAGGUUGGCUCCAUCAGGUCUUCUACCUCGCGGGCCAGGGCGAGGUGCGAAAGCCAGAUGUCUCGGAGGUCUUCGGUCUCAUCGUUUGCAUCCGAGAUCGAUGAGCGGUUUAAUGCACACGCCACUCCGGCUGGUGGGCCUUAUGGCUAUGGCUCCGGCACAGAUCCACGCAUGAUUCAAGCCAUCACCCAGACUAUGAUUGGAGAAUUCCUUUGGAAGUAUACACGUAAAACAGUCUCCGGAGAGAUUUCCAACACUAGGCACCGUCGCUACUUCUGGGUUCAUCCGUAUACCCGCACCUUAUAUUGGAGUGAGCAGGACCCUCAAAGCGCUGGCAAGUCGGAGCGUAAAACCAAGAGCGUUCCUAUUGAAGCCGUGAGAGUUGUCGCCGAUGACAACCCAUACCCUCCCGGUCUUCAUUGCAGGAGCUUGGAAGUUGUCAGCCCUGGUCGCCGGAUCAGAUUCACCGCGACUACUAGCCAGAGGCACGAGACCUGGUUCAAUGCACUCUCGUAUCUCUUGCUGCGGUCGGAAAAUGGCGAGGAGACCAAUGAUCUGGAAGAUAUUGAUGAAUUCAACCCGGGCGGGUUCUGCCCUCUCUCUGCGCCGCACAGGGACCCCCGGUCGCGCUUCUCCGGCUCUGAGCACACCGUCUCACUAUUCCGAUCAAAGGAACAAUUCCACGUCUCGACUCAGUACCAUUCUCAAUACUACGCUCAAGGGCUCUUUCGGCCGAAAGGGCCUCCCUGGCUAUGCGACAUCUAG